Messenger RNA from Aphanomyces invadans, 1753 nucleotides. RefSeq names its product CMGC/RCK protein kinase. The transcript is spliced from 7 exons. Gene Ontology annotation, cellular component: nucleus; cytoplasm. The record is from RefSeq and is a predicted model, not a curated record. Gene Ontology annotation, molecular function: protein serine/threonine kinase activity; ATP binding. NCBI's taxonomy places the organism in Eukaryota, Oomycota, Saprolegniomycetes, Saprolegniales, Verrucalvaceae. Gene Ontology annotation, biological process: protein phosphorylation; intracellular signal transduction. The coding region runs from base 282 to 1676 and encodes 464 amino acids.
CCGAUUUCGCGGCACUUUCUCGGCGAUCUGGAAGAGGAGCGAAGGGCACCUCACGCAGGAUAGGUGGCCUAUGCGACAUCAGUAGAAGAUGGAGCAUGCAUCCUGCGUGCGCUGGCCAUACAUGGAGCCCGUUACACAGUCGUUGCAUCUGUUUCACCGUUCAAUGCACGUCGACUUAAAAUAGCGAGCAGCUCGGUCGAGGAAUCGCGAGGAGCGAAAAGCGCGGACGGACGAGGACGACGACGGCGGCGCCACCAUCCGACGACACACACACGUGACCCAUGCGAAAGUACCGCUUGGUGUCGAAGAAGGGCGAAGGCACGUUCUCGGAAGUGCUGAAGGCCCAAAAUGUCAAAGACAACAAGUUUCACGCGAUCAAGUGCAUGAAAAACCACUUUGAAAGCAUCGACCAGGUCAACAACCUGCGCGAGAUCCAAGCGCUGCGGCGGCUGUCGCCGCAUCCACACAUUAUCAAACUCGAGGAGGUGCUGUACGACCAACCGUCGGGGCGGCUCGCCCUCGUGUUUGAGCUCAUGGACGCCAACUUGUACGAGAUGAUCCGGGGCCGACGGACGUACUUGAACCCGGAGCUCAUUCGGUCGCUCAUGUACCAGCUCGUCAAGUCGCUCGACCACAUGCACAACAAAGGGAUCUUUCACCGCGACAUCAAACCUGAAAACAUCCUGGUCGAGAACCAAGAGUUUCUCAAGCUUGCCGACUUUGGCAGUUGUCGUGGCAUUUACUCCAAGCAACCGUACACCGAGUACAUCUCGACGCGGUGGUACCGCGCGCCCGAGUGCCUGCUCACCGACGGGUACUACGGCCCAGAGAUGGACCUGUGGGGCGUCGGGUGCGUCUUUUUUGAAAUUACGAGCUUGUACCCGCUUUUCCCCGGGUCGAACGAACUGGACCAGAUCAAUCGCAUCCACAAGAUUCUCGGCACGCCGUCCCCCGAUGUCCUCGACAUUUUUCGCCGAAAAGGCGCCGCCCACAUCGAUUUCAACUUUUCGCCAGAGGACGGCACGAGCAUCGCCAAGCUCAUUCCGCAUGCCCCGCCUGAAGCUGUCGACUUGAUGUGCAAGAUGCUAGUGUACGAUCCCAGCAAACGCACGAACGCGCGCGAGGCGCUGCGACACGAGUACUUCAAGGACGUGCGGGAGCGAGAUGACGCGAAUAACGACGUGGCAAGCGGAGAGAACAGCAAAUCGACGGUGGCCAACGCUCCUCCUGGCGGUCCGUCCAAUGUAGUAAAACACCGUCACAAAAAGGAUGACGACAUGAAGCGGAAUGUGCCGCUGCCCGUGAUCAACAAAGGCAACGACGGCGACCCGUCCGAGUGCCAACAACCGGGGGACAACGCAGCGUACGAGAUCAAUGAGCUGCCGCCGAUCAACGCAGCGAACCCCCUCUUGAAACCCAACAAGCCGCAGGACGCCAAGGCCACGAAAAAGGUCAACCCGUACCGGACAACAAACAAUCCACCGGCGCAGACGCUGCCGCCGCACAACCCAGACGUGUUGCUAGCAAAGGGGCGGAAACAAGCUGCGGACAAGGGGUACAAACUGUCUACGAUAGCGAAAGCAGCAGCGCCAAUGCCGCCGCAGCCAUCGACCAAAAACCCAGGGGGAGGUGCCAAACCUAGUAAGUCGAUAGGAACGAAACCUCGUCGAAAAUAGUUGCUAGCCCCCCAUGAUAGCGAGACCUGUAAUCCACGACAAUGCACCCUUCGAAUCCCGUCAGGCACGGCAGAGCG